ACUAUUGUUCAUGGAUGUGGCCCAAUUGAAAUGCAUCAUUUAUUUGCAAACAUCUUAUAAAGGUCAAAAUGUCCUAUAUAGGUACAAAAAUACAUUGAAGGUUGAAUUCUACUGCCAGUAAUUUAUUUGAAGGGUUGGUGGUUGUGCAUAUGCACUGCUAUGUAUCACUGUAUCAGCAACUGACUCGUAGUUUGUCUGCAACUUUAGAGCUUAAGGCAAACUAAAUGUCUAAAGAACAGAUUUCUUUCUUAAUUAUUCCAUCAAGAAAACAAGCACUUCGUCAAUAACUUGACUUAUAUCUUGUCGAAUAUUACAAGAACACAUUAUUGUCUGGCCUAAAUCAGAAUAGUUUGUAAGGCACGUAGAGCGGAAAAUUUGUCUGUUCAGCUAUCUUGAGGAAGAAUGGCUUCUGAGGUGAGAAAAAUUCUCUAUAUAAACCCAAACCCAUGUUCCAACAGGUGUGCUUCAUCUGCCUCAACAUUUCUUUAUACUUGUAUAUACAUAUACAAUGGCCUUCACAGACAAAAUGGUCUCUCUGUCUCUGCUCUUCAUUUUGGGAGUCUGCUGCAUUUCUUCUGUCUUGUCUCGCACCGCUCCGGAGCUAUCCAUCACUGCAACAUUUGAGCAGUGGAUGGCUCUCCAUGGUCGUGUAUAUAAAGAUUCAUAUGAGAAAGAUGGGCGUUUGCAGAUAUUCAAGAAAAAUGUGGAACAUAUAGAAUCUCACAAUGCUGCACCAAACAGAAAGUAUGAGCUGGGUCUUAAUGCAUUCUCAGAUCUAACUAGUGAAGAGUUAAAGGCCGUGAGAAAUGGCUAUAAAUUGAAGGGGACUUCCACAAGCUCUACAUCUUUCAAGUAUGAGAAUGUGUCUGCAGUUCCUUCUAGCAUCGAUUGGAGAAAGAAAGGUGCCGUUACUCCAAUCAAGGACCAAGGCCAAUGUGGAUGUUGUUGGGCAUUCUCAGCUGUGGCAGCAAUGGAGGGGAUAACUCAGAUUACAACUGGAAAACUAGUCUCACUAUCAGAACAAGAGCUAGUAGACUGUGACACUGCAGGGCAAGAUCAAGGUUGUGAAGGUGGUUUAAUGGACAAUGCAUUCAAAUUCAUCCAACAAAACAAAGGCCUCACCACCGAAUCUAGUUACCCCUACAAGGGAGUUGAUGGAACCUGCAACAAGAACAAGGAAUCAUCUGAUGCAGCCACCAUAACCGGACACGAAGAUGUGCCUACAAACAGUGAGGCAGGACUACUAAAAGCUGCAGCCAACCAACCAGUGUCUGUUGCCAUUGAUGCUAGUGGGAUGGACUUUCAGAGCUACAAAAGUGGUAUCUUUACUGGACAAUGUGGAACCGGAUUAGACCAUGGUGUUACGGUGGUUGGUUAUGGGACUAGCGAUGAUGGAACUAAGUAUUGGUUGGUAAAAAACUCAUGGGGUACCAGUUGGGGUGAGGAUGGAUACAUAAGGAUGCAGAGAGAUGUUGAUGCUGAUGAAGGGUUGUGUGGUAUUGCCAUGGAAGCCUCGUACCCCACUGCUUGAAUCCACAGCUCAAUUACCUGUGUAAUUAUAUUUCAAAGACGAUGGUUUCUCCAUCCCUAUGUACAUUUCAAUGAGCUUAUAAAUGUUAAUUACUCUGCUCAGUCACCUUUGUGGCUUUGUGUAUGAUACGAACAAAGUACAAGAAAAUUAUAUAAAA
This is a messenger RNA of Tripterygium wilfordii, 1688 nucleotides long. RefSeq names its product senescence-specific cysteine protease SAG39-like. Gene Ontology annotation, molecular function: cysteine-type endopeptidase activity. Lineage: Eukaryota; Viridiplantae; Streptophyta; Magnoliopsida; Celastrales; Celastraceae. The record is from RefSeq and is a predicted model, not a curated record. Bases 509 to 1531 code for a protein of 340 amino acids. The transcript is spliced from 2 exons. Gene Ontology annotation, cellular component: lysosome.